UCGCAAACUCGAUUCUUCUUUCGCAGUUGCAUUAGCAGAAGAGAAAACCCGUGGGAUCUGCGAGGAUUGGAAAACUUUUACACGAUUCUGUUUAUGAGCGCUUGGUGUGACGCUGUUGAUUUCAUUGGUAACUGAUGGAAUCACACGGUGGAUUAAGGGAUACGUCAGUUAUUGUGGUGACAUUGGAUUCCGAUGAAGUAUACAUAAUCACGAGCCUGAGCACUAGAACGGAUACUCAGGUCGUGUACGUGGAUCCAACGACCGGUGCGCUUCGCCACGAGGGCAAGCUAGGGUUCGAUGUGUUUAAGUCUGAGAAGGAAGCUUUGGAUUUCGUUACCAACGGAUCGCGAUGGAUAUGUAAGAGCAAGGUUUAUGGGAGAGCCAUAUUAGGUUAUGCUGCAUUGGGUAAUUUCGCGUUGCUCCUUGUGGCGACGAGGUUAACUACCAGCAUUCCCGAUUUGCCAGGUGGAGGUUGUGUGUAUACGGUGGCUGAGAGCCAGUGGAUCAAGAUUUUGUUGCAGAAUGCGUUGCCACAGGGGAAAGGUGAGGUGAAGAAUAUUCAGGAGUUGACUGAGGUUGAUAUAGAUGGGAAGCAUUACUUCUGUGAGACAAGAGAUAUUACCCGCCCUUUUCCCAGCCGCAUGAAGGUUGAUCAACCCGACCCGGAGUUUGUUUGGAAUGGCUGGUUUUCCACCCCCUUUGUCGACAUUGGAUUGCCACGUCAUUGUGUCACUCUCUUGCAGGGGUUUGCAGAAUGUCGAAGUUUUGGAAGCUCAGGUCAACUAGAAGGUAUUGUUGCUCUCACAGCUCGUCGGAGCAGGCUACACCCGGGUACUCGUUACUUGGCGAGGGGGCUAAACUCAUGUUUCAGUACAGGAAAUGAAGUGGAAUGUGAGCAACUCGUAUGGGUUCCUAAACGAGUUGGUCAAAGUGUACCUUUCAACACAUAUGUCUGGCGAAGAGGCACAAUUCCUAUCUGGUGGGGUGCAGAACUGAAAAUCACUGCUGCAGAAGCUGAAAUUUAUGUUUCAGAUUGUGAUCCUUAUAAAGGAAGUGUGCAGUACUAUCAAAGACUGAGUAAGAGAUAUGAUGCUCGGAAUCUAGAUAUACAUGCUGGUGAGAAUGCAAAUCGAAAAGCUUUGGUUCCCAUUGUAUGCAUUAACUUGCUUCGUAAUGGAGAAGGAAAGUCUGAGUCCAUUUUGGUUCAGCAUUUUGAGGAGUCUUUAAACUUUAUUAAAUCAACUGGGAAGCUUCCAUAUACUCGUGUCCAUUUGAUAAAUUAUGACUGGCAUGCCAGUAUAAAAUUAAAAGGUGAACAGCAGACAAUUGAAGGGUUAUGGAAACUUCUAAAAGCACCCACUGUAUCCAUAGGCAUAUCUGAAGGAGAUUAUUUGCCUUCACGACAACGAAUAAAUGAUUGUAGAGGUGAAGUCAUCUGCCAUGAUGAUUUUGAAGAUGCAUUCUGCUUAAGAACCCACCAAAAUGGGAUAAUACGUUUUAACUGUGCUGAUUCUCUGGAUAGGACCAAUGCUGCUAGUUUUUUUGGUUGCCUCCAAGUCUUCAUGGAGCAAUGUAGACGGCUGGGAAUAUCACUUGAUAGUGAUCUGGCAUUUGGUUAUCAGUCAAUGAAUAAUAAUUAUGGUGGAUAUAUUGCUCCACUGCCACCUGGGUGGGAGAAGCGAUCUGAUGCAGUGACAGGAAAAACAUAUUAUAUUGACCAUAAUACCAGAACCACCACAUGGAUGCAUCCAUGUCCUGAUAAACCAUGGAAGAGAUUUGAUAUGACAUUUGAGGAAUUCAAGAGAUCAACGAUUUUGUCUCCUGUAUCUCAGCUUUCUGAUCUUUUUCUACUUGCUGGGGAUAUUCAUGCUACUCUUUACACUGGGUCUAAAGCAAUGCACAGCCAAAUACUUAGCAUAUUCCAUGAAGAUACAGGAAAGUUUAAACAGUUUUCUGUUGCACAGAAUAUGAAAAUCACUUUGCAAAGAAGAUAUAAGAAUGCAGUUGUGGAUAGCUCUCGUCAAAAGCAGUUAGAAAUGUUUCUUGGAAUGAGGCUUUUCAAGCAUCUUCCAUCAAUUUCUCUUCAACCUCUACAUGUACUGUCUCGGCCAUCUGGUUUCCUUCUCAAGCCAGUUGCAAACUUAUUUCCUAUUUCUGGUGGUGAAGCUAGUCUUCUUAGUUUCAAGAGCAAAGACCUAGUCUGGAUUUGUCCACAGCCUGCAGAUGUAUUUGAAAUCUUUAUUUAUCUUGGCGAGCCUUGCCAUGUUUGUCAUCUUCUUCUCACAAUAUCCCAUGGUGCAGAUGAUUCAACUUAUCCAUCAACAGUUGAUGUACGGACAGGACGCCAUUUAGAUGGGCUUAAACUGGUCUUGGAGGGUGCUUCUUUACCAAAGUGUGCUAGUGGGACCAACCUAUUAAUACCCUUGCCUGGGGCAAUUAGUGAAGAAGAUAUGGCCAUAACUGGAGCAAGCUCUCGUCUACAUGCCCAAGAUGCAUCACCCUUGUCACUACUGUAUGAUUUUGAGGAACUCGAGGGAGAGUGGGAUUUCCUUACUCGUGUAGUGGCACUUACCUUUUAUCCUACUGUUUCUGGAAGAAAUCCAUUGACACUUGGUGAGAUUGAAAUCCUUGGAGUUUCUCUUCCGUGGAGGGAUGUAUUUACUAAUGAAGGUGAUGGUACAAGAUUAAUUGAGCAUGUCAAGAAGUUUCAAGAGGAGCUUAAUCCCUUUUUAUCUGGUUCAGAUAUGAAUCCAUCUAACCCUUCAUCCACAGUAAAUCUGUCACCACCUGAGCAAGGAGGUACUUCUGCUGACCUUUUGAUUGACCUCCUGUCCGGAGAGGAUCCACUUCCACACCCACUCGCACAGCCAGUUACUGAAAUUGUCGCCUCCAAGGAAAGUGACCCACUUGAUUUCUUGGACCAAGAUGUUGGAUAUCAUAGUGCCAAAAGGGAUUGUAAAAUUCCAUCAGAAGAUACUAGCGUGGAACAAUAUUUAAAAUGCCUGAAAUCUAUUGCUGGGCCAAGUUUGCAAAGAAAACUUGACUUCAUUGAAGCCAUGAAACUUGAAAUUGAACGCCUUAAGUUGAAUCUUUCUGCUGCUGAAAGGGAUAGAGCACUACUAUCCGUUGGAAUGGAUCCUGCAACCAUAAAUCCUAAUAAACUGCUCGAUGAAGCUUACAUGGGAAGAUUAUCUAAAGUUGGAAAUACUCUGGCACUGCUUGGAGAAGCUUCUCUUGAAGAUAAACUUAUUGCUGCUAUAGGUCUUGGGACUGUUGAUGAUAAUCCAAUAGAUUUCUGGAAUGUUAUCAGAAUUGGGGAAACCUGUUCAGGUGGCACGUGUGAGGUGCGUGCUGAAAUUAAAAAAGCAGGUCAUUCAAUUAACAAAACGUCAGCUGCUGGGGCUCCAGAACCUGUAUUCUUGUGUUCUCAAUGUGAAAGGAAGGUUUGUAGAGUUUGCUGUGCUGGGAGAGGGGCACUUCUGCUUACAGGUUAUAACUCAAGAGAGGCAAUGAAUUACAAUGGUGCAUCAAGCCAAAGUGGCCAAGUUGACUUCCCUAUGAAUCGAUUAUUAGCUCGGGAUGGUGUAAUUUGUAAACGAUGCUGCCAGGAUAUUGUGCAGCAUGCAUUGAUUUUGGACAAUGUGAGGGUUCUGAUUAGCUUACGAAGAACAGGUUGUGUGGAAAAGGCUGCUUGCAGUGCUUUGAAGCAAAUCAUUGGGUCAUCUUUGGAUUGUCUCCUAGAAAAGAAUCAGGCAUCUGAUAGCCAGUCAGCUAGCAAAACAGUACAGCUGUUACCAAAUGGAUAUGAAUCCCUGGCUGAAUUUCCUUUUGCCAGCUUUUUACACCCGGUUGAAACGGCAGCAAAUUCUGCUCCAUUUUUGUCAUUGCUUGCUCCAUUUAAUUCUGGCUCGUGGCUAUCAUAUUGGAAAGCUCCAUCCAGUACCACCUCUGUUGAAUUUGGAAUUGUCCUUGGUAACAUUUCUGAUGUUAGUGGGGUUAUAUUGGUAGUCAGCCCAUGUGGCUACUCUAUGGCUGAUGCUCCAAUUGUGCAAAUUUGGGCAAGUAAUAAAAUACACAAGGAAGAAAGAUCAUUUAUGGGAAAAUGGGAUCUACAGUCUAUGAUUAAGGCUUCCUCAGAUUUAUAUGGGCCUGAAAAGUCAGGAACAGAGCAUAAAGUGCCUAGACAUGUAAAGUUUCCCUUCAAGAAUUCUGUUCGGUGCCGCAUAAUUUGGAUAAGUUUACGCCUUCAGCGACCUGGUUCAAGUUCUAUAAAUAUUGGAAAUGAUUUUAAUCUGUUGUCUCUAGACGAGAAUCCUUUUGCACAAGACUCUCGACGGGCCUCUUUUGGAGGAGCUGCUGAAAAUGAAACCUGUCUUCAUGCCAAGAGGAUUUUAGUGGUUGGAAGCCCCAUCAGAAAGGAAGUUUAUCUAAAGUCACAGCAAAGCCCUGACCAGCUGAACCUGAAAGGAUGGUUGGAAAGAGCUCCGCAGCUAAAUAGAUUCAAGGUUCCGAUUGAGGCUGAAAGAUUGAUGGACAAUGAUCUUGUUCUGGAGCAGUAUCUAUCUCCUGCUUCCCCCUCGCUUUCUGGAUUUCGUUUAGAUGCCUUUAGUGCAAUCAAGCCUCGGGUUACCCAUUCACCUUCUUCAGAUGUACACAAUGAAAAAUUUUCAUCCCUUUUGGAUGACAGAUACAUUGCUCCAGCUGUGUUGUAUAUUCAAGUAUCUGUUCUCCAGGAAUACCAUAGCUUGGUAACCAUUGGUGAGUACCGAUUACCAGAGGCCAGGGUUGGAACACCAAUGUACUUUGAUUUCCCUAAGCAGAUACAAACUCGCAGAAUUUCAUUCAAACUACUUGGAGAUGUUGCAGCUUUUACAGAUGACCCAUCAGAGCAAGAUGAUUCUGGUACUAGAAUUUCUCCGUUGGCAAUAGGGCUAUCAUUGUCCAAUAGAAUUAAGCUGUAUUACUAUGCUGAUCCAUAUGAACUUGGGAAAUGGGCUAGCCUAGCAGCAGUUUAAUAACACGUCGGUACUUCGGUUAUUGACAUUGAUUGAUUGUGUAAACUUUUUCACAUUUUGUUGUAUUAUGGUGUGUAAAGUUCAUUCAUUGAUGUAAUAAUUUUGUAGGAUUAUUCUAUUGGGAAAAUUAGUAGUGUUAUUUCUAGCCACUUGUGGUUUAUCUUAAGCCCAGAUAGUUGGAAAGGUGAGAGAGUUUGGAUUGAGGUUGGAAGUUCAAUUGUAGUUGUUCUUUAGUCUAUCACAA
Messenger RNA from Gastrolobium bilobum, 5259 nucleotides. RefSeq names its product probable phosphoinositide phosphatase SAC9. Gene Ontology annotation, molecular function: phosphatase activity; protein binding. The coding region runs from base 135 to 5015 and encodes 1626 amino acids. The record is from RefSeq and is a predicted model, not a curated record. NCBI's taxonomy places the organism in Eukaryota, Viridiplantae, Streptophyta, Magnoliopsida, Fabales, Fabaceae. The transcript is spliced from 13 exons.